Molecule: messenger RNA, 1600 nt
Organism: Carya illinoinensis
Lineage: Eukaryota; Viridiplantae; Streptophyta; Magnoliopsida; Fagales; Juglandaceae
Product: syntaxin-61-like
Exons: 8
Coding region: 557-1300 (247 amino acids)
Biological process (GO): intracellular protein transport; vesicle fusion; Golgi vesicle transport
Cellular component (GO): endomembrane system; membrane; SNARE complex
Molecular function (GO): SNARE binding; SNAP receptor activity
Source: RefSeq, a predicted model, not a curated record
UUUUUUUUUUUUUUUUGGUCAUAAAAAUACAGGAUCUCGGUUCUUUUGGUCGUCAUUUUCGCUGAUAUUUUAUCCUAAUUAUUAUUACUGAAUUUUAUUUUAUCAGUUUUCAAUGUUUGUCUUAAUUACUGUUAGAAUAAUAGAUCUCGAUUUUUUUUUUUCUCAGUAGUUGAUCUCGAAAGAUUCAAUAUUGGGGUCUCUGAUUCAAAAUUUUGCUUCUCUGUCGGCCUAAAAAAUCAUAUGUUAGCCUAAUAUGGCUUAAAGGUAUCCAUAGAUUAGGAAUUAUUCGUGUGUAUUUGGGAAUUUCCAAAGAAUCCGGCCCUGAAAACCAUAACUGAAAAGUGGACCGGCUGCUUCUAAUUGUGCCAGUCAAUCUCAGUAUCUUGCAGUGCUUAGCUGAUUUGGCGAGAUAGGCUUGCUAACGAUUUCAUUAGUUCCUUGUCUAUCUUUGAAAUUACUGGGGAUUUUAAUGCUGGGGAUCUCAAAUUUUUGGUUUUAGGAAAAACCCACCACUUCUUCGAUUAAGAAUCAGUUAAUUACUGUUAUAUCUUACAAGAUGCCUUCUGCUCAAGAUCCAUUCUAUGUAGUGAAAGAGGAGAUUCAAGAAUCUAUUGAUAAGUUGCAGUCUACUUUUCACCAAUGGGAGCGUAUUCCUUCUUAUGCUGGAGACCAAGUACAUCUCACAAAGGAACUGCUUACUGGUUGUGAGAGCAUUGAGUGGCAGGUGGAUGAAUUGGACAAAGCAAUUGCUGUGGCAGCUAGGGAUCCAUCCUGGUAUGGCAUUGAUGAAGUGGAACUUGAAAAACGAAGAAGAUGGACCAGCACUGCUCGUACGCAGGUGGGCACCAUGAAGAGAGCGGUAGAAGCUGGGAAGGUAUCGAAUGGGACUGGCACUACUAGUGCGAGUGCAAUGCGUCGAGAACUAAUGAGGAUGCCAGAUUCAGACCAGAAGGAUAGAUCUAACCACUACACUGCUGUAGAUAAUGACGAUAUCAUAUCAUCAGAAUCUGACAGACAGCUGCUUCUGAUAAAGCAGCAGGAUGAGGAAUUAGAUGAACUUAGUGCAAGUGUGCAGAGAAUUGGUGGUGUUGGGCUUACCAUACAUGAAGAGCUUCUUGCACAGGAGAAAAUUAUAGAUGAUUUGGGUACGGAAAUGGACAGUACAUCAAAUCGCCUUGAUUUUGUUCAGAAAAAGGUGGCUAUGGUCAUGAAAAAAGCUGGAGCAAAGGGCCAGUUUAUGAUGAUAUUGUUCUUGGUGGUUCUGUUUAUCAUCCUAUUCGUUCUGGUCUUCUUCACUUAGGCAAUUGAAUGAACAAGUUUGCAAUAUUUGUACAUGGGAGACUUGGGACGAGGAAUGGGAAUAUCCUUGGGAGUAGAGAGAGAGAGAGGAAGGAGGGGACUAUACAAAAUUGAUCGGAAUGAAAUGAUUUGAUUGGUAAUCUGGUUUUUGGAGUUAAAAAAAAAACUUGGAACGAAAUGAAGAAUCUGCCUUUUUGUUAGGUGCAACAUCUUAAGUUGCUCAGAAUUUGUGGUUGAAGUAGCACUUUGAAAUUACAAUACAAUGUAAAUACUAUUAUUUUGAGUCAUGUUUAUUUCUCCA